UAGACAACAAACAGUCAGCGAGAAAAGUAUUUUAGAUCAAAAUUUUCUUUCUAAACCGAGAGAAGUUAAGGAGAUCGUUACCGCCGAUUGAUUUAAAGACGGGUGAUAGUAGCACAAUCUGGUCGCCUGUUCUCAAAUUUCUCGGAAAAAGGAGGAGAAGUAGCAGCAGAAAUGUUUCCAUCAGAGAUCUACCUUGAAAUCCUAUUAAGGUUACCGGUGAAAUCAACAUUUGUAUGUAAGUGUGUUUGCAAGACUUGGUUAUCUCUAAUUUCUGACCCUAGUUUUGUUAAAUCGCAUCUUAAUCUUACUAUCCAAACAAACAGACCUAACCUCAUUCUUAAAGGUACCGAUGAGACGAGGAGUGAGGACUGUGAAGUAAUCUUUUUCAUAAGUCAUGAUUUAUUAGACUCUUUGUUGUCUCCAGAUAAGGAAUUUCUUGAAUAUGCACUAGAAAUGGAUUACCCGUUCAAAUCCGGUUAUGAUUCAGUUGAAUUAAUGGGUUGUUGUGAUGGUGUGGUUUGUCUAUGGUUUUGUUUUAGUGCUUCCGAUAUGAAUUUUCUUUGUCUUUGGAACCCAGCUACCAAAGAGUAUAAGAAAUUACCUAAAUCACCAAAUGCAGAUGAUUUUUAUGAUUAUAAUAUGAUUGGUUUGGGUAAUGAUUCUAAGAGUGAGGAUUAUAAGCUCGUAACACAGUAUACAAAUGUAGUUGAAAUCUAUUCUUUGAGAUUAAAUUCGUGGACAAGUAUUGAAAAUAUGGCUUAUGAGUUUCAUAGUCUUAACAUAGUUGGGGUGCCUGUUCACAGAGAUCUUCAUUGGUUAGCUAAAUCACAAGAUUCAGAAGCUAUAGUUUGUUUAGAUAUUGGCAACCAGGUAUUCAAAGAAAUUCAACUACCAAAUGAACCUUUGGUGAGGAAGAAUGAUAAGCGUAAGUUUAUGACAGUGGGGGUGCUGGAAGGGUGCCUUUGUGUAGUUGCUAAUGUUACUAAUCUUCAUUCUGAAGUAUGGGUAAUGCAGGAUUAUGGUGUUCAAGAAUCUUGGAACAAACGCUAUAUAAUUACGGAUGAGAGAAUUAUGAAUGACUAUCUACCUCAUCUUAUGUGGUCUUUUAAGAGUGGUGAGCUACUAUUUGGAUUGUGUUCUUCUGAUGAUCUGAUUAUAUAUGACCCUAAAGAUGAAAGUGCUGGAGAACCAAACAUGCCUAGUUUGACGGAGUUAUACCAAGAAGGCUGUUAUUAUGAAAGCUUAGUUUCACUGGGGUCUGGUACUUAUGUGGGGGGAGAAUAAGAAGAAGCCAUAGCUAGAGCGUGAGAAUUUUUCAGCAGUCCUUAUGAUUUAUACUUCUCAUGGCAUUUUCUUAUGAUCCGAAAUUUGUUAAACUUUCUUCACUCUACUUCAACCUGGAAGGAUUCUUUCAUCUUCUUCCAUCUUUAUUCCAACACACAAGCAAGGUUGUCAUUGGUGUUCAGCAUAGGAGUAAAGGACGUGUUUCAUUCAACUGAGGAGCUAAUUUAGGUAUGCCUUUUUUCUUUUCUUUUUUGAUUGAAGGAGUUUAUCUGUCUGUGGUAUUCAAGUUUAUCUGACUGUGGUAUUCAAGUGAUUCUUUGGGUUUGAAACUGAAUGCUGAACUAUAAUGAAAAGACAAUGGAGAUUGUGACGGAAGUUAUCGAAUUGGUUCCCAAAUCUCUCAUAUUGAUCAGAAGAAGGAGAAGCAGCAGCAGCAAACAUGUUUCCAGCAGAGAUCUACCUUCAAAUCCUCUUAAGGUUACCAGUGAAAUCAACCUUUGUAUGUAAGUGUGUUUGCAAGACUUGGUUUUCCCUGAUUUCUGACCCUAGUUUUGCUAAAUCACAUUUUAAUCUUACUAUCCAGAGAAACAACUUCAGUCUCAUUCUUAAAGGUAACGACUUGAGCAGGAUUAGGAAGUGUAACGUAAUCUACUCCAUAAGUCAUAAUUCAUUACAAUCAUUAUUGUCCAGAGAUGAAGAAUUUCUUGAAUAUGCAGUAGAGUUGGAUUACCCAUUCAAAUCAUUAUAUGAAUCAGUUUUAUUAACGUCUUGUUGUGAUGGUUUAGUUUGCCUAUGGUUCUGUUUUAGGGAUUGCGGUAUGAAUUUCCUUUGCCUUUGGAAUCCAGCCACCAAAGAGUACAAGGAAUUACCCAGGUCACCAUUUGCAUAUGAUUAUUCUGAUUACGUCAUGAUUGGUUUGUGUUAUGAUUCUAAGAGUGAGGAUUACAAACUUGUAACGCGUACUAUUGGUGUUGUCGAAGUUUAUUCUUUAAGAUUAAAUUCAUGGACAAGCAUUGAAAAUGUGCCUUAUGAGUUUCAAAGUCGAUCGGAUGGGGUUCUUGUUAAUAGAGAUCUUCAUUGGUUAGCUGUAACACAAGAUUGUUCUAAAGUUAUAGUUUGUUUAGAUGUCGGUGGCCAGAUAUUCAAAGAGAUUCAACUACCAAAUGAACCUUUGGUGAAUAAUAAUGAUGAGCAUAUGUUUGCGACAGUGGGGGUGUUGGAAGGGUGUCUCUAUGUUAUUGUUGAUUUUUUUAAUGUUCAUUCUGAAGUAUGGGUGAUGCAGAAUUAUGGAGUUCGGGAAUCUUGGACUAAACGCUAUACAAUUAGCAAUGAGAGAAUUUUGAAUGCAUAUUUACCGAGUCUUGUGUGGUCAUUUAAAAGUGGCGAGUUACUAGUUGGGAUUUGGUCUAUUUUUGAUCUAGUUAUAUAUGACCCUACAGAUGAAAGUGUUAGAGAACCAAACAUGCCUAGUUUAACGAAGUUGGGCAAAGAAGGGUAUUAUUAUGAAAGCUUAGUUUCACUUAGAUCUGGUACUUAUGUGGGAGGGAGAAGACGAAGAAGGUAGAGCGUGAGAGAAGAAUGAGAUGAAGAAGAAGAAGCCAUAGGUUGAGUGUGAGAAUUUGUCAGCAGUCCGUAUAAUUUACUUUUCUCAUGGCAUUUCGUUAUUAUUCGAAAUUUGUUAGUCUUUCUUCACUCUGCUGCAACAACACUAGGAGGAAUCUUUUGUCAUCUUCCAUCCUUAAAUCAACACAAUAAGCAAGGUUGUCAUUGGUGUUCAACAUAUGAGUAAAGGACGUGUUGCAUUUCACUGAAGAAAAGGCAAUGGAGAUUUCCAGGGUAUGUUGAGAACUCGUUGUAACAUUGGGGAUGCUUGCUGGUUGUCAAGCUCAAGUUGGUAAUGUGAACACUGAAUUGUUGUUUCAAACAUGCUAAGCUUGAUUACUUUAGUAAAUCUUAUUAUGUUCAAGUAUUGUCGGGAUGCUAUUACUUUGAGCUAGAAACUAUUUGUAGCA
Molecule: messenger RNA, 3296 nt
Organism: Papaver somniferum (opium poppy)
Lineage: Eukaryota; Viridiplantae; Streptophyta; Magnoliopsida; Ranunculales; Papaveraceae
Product: F-box protein CPR1-like
Exons: 2
Coding region: 172-1284 (370 amino acids)
Molecular function (GO): protein binding
Source: RefSeq, a predicted model, not a curated record